This is a messenger RNA of Corvus hawaiiensis (hawaiian crow), 1300 nucleotides long. RefSeq names its product sideroflexin 4 (gene SFXN4). Gene Ontology annotation, molecular function: monoatomic ion transmembrane transporter activity. The transcript is spliced from 14 exons. The record is from RefSeq and is a predicted model, not a curated record. The coding region runs from base 41 to 1000 and encodes 319 amino acids. Gene Ontology annotation, cellular component: mitochondrial inner membrane. Lineage: Eukaryota; Metazoa; Chordata; Aves; Passeriformes; Corvidae. Gene Ontology annotation, biological process: mitochondrial transmembrane transport; monoatomic ion transport.
CCGGACCGGGCCCGCCGGCGCCUUCCGGUGCCGCGGCUCCAUGGACGCCAACCUGCGCUUCUGGAGGGCGGAGGGGCAGUCUUUCUUCCAGAGGUUUCUCCUCUGGGCGGACGCGUUGGAUCCGCUGCUGCUCCUGAAGUCUUCCAAUGAAAUAAAAAGCACCAGGUUAUUAAUACAAACCAAUGAGAAGACCCUAAGUGAGCCCAUACAGAAUAAUCAGACCAAACAAGCCUUCGUGCUAAGUCUGUCCAGUGUACAUCCUGAUACAGACAAGAUAAUUCCUGUUUUGUUCAGACCUCCAGCUUUCAUGCCCAUAACUCUUCCCUUGGUCAUCAUUUCAUCUGUUCAGCGUGAGGCAAAGCCUUCGUUUUUUUGGCAGUUCGUGUUUCACACAUACACCACAGCAUUCACCCUGAUAAAUGGAAAUGGCACCCCAAAGGCUGAAGAAUACUCACUUCAACGAAAGCAGCUCUUUCUUGGCUUGGGAGCUGUUUCCUAUUCAGCCUGUGUUGGUGCUUUCCCUCUUAUCUCCGUGAAUCGUUACAUGUUGAAGAGCCCAUUAAUGCAAUUUGUUGUCAGAAAACUGCUACCUGCUCCUCUGUUUGGUUUGACGAGUGCAUUUACUGUGGCAAUGGUGAGAAGCCCAGAAUUUGAUAAUGGGAUAGAAGUGAUGGACAGGAAUGGCAAGGUUGUAGGAGUGUCUAAGAAGGCUGGUGAGAAGGCUGUUAUGGAAACGGCAUUGUCCAGAGCAGUCUUGUUUGGGACAACGUUCCUCCUGCCAGAAGUGCUCAUGUACUGUGUGCAGAGAGCAAGAUUUGUUAAAAAUCCUCGUGCUUUGGGUCCAGUGAGAAUGUUUGUGGUUACGUCAGUCCUAGCAGGGAUGCUGCCAGUCUCAUUUAGUAUGUUCCCGCAGUGUGGGGAGAUAAAGCGAGCAGAUCUUGAACCGGAAAUUUUGUCAUCUACAGAAGAAACAGAGUUCUUCUACAACAGGGGAAUUUAGAGCCUGGAAUUUAUAUAUAAACAUGUGAUCCAAGUGAACUCUGAAUGCACCACUGGCAUUUGUGACUGAAUUGUGAUUCCGUGGUGGCAAACAUGCCAGAUCUGGUGUACGAUGGUGUGGCCUGUCAAGAGGCAGAACUUGGCAACGUGGCUUUGCCAGCCCCAGCCUGGAGCAGAUAAACACACCCCACCUGAUGCUGAAAAGUACAGAAAAGCACUGUAACACAGCCUUUGCCACAACCUGUGUUCUCUGCUUCCUCGGGUGAUUGAUUUCUUAAUUAAACGACUGUUGAGUACGUAA